This is a messenger RNA of Echinostoma caproni, 1986 nucleotides long. The record is from the annotation of a GenBank genome assembly. NCBI's taxonomy places the organism in Eukaryota, Metazoa, Platyhelminthes, Trematoda, Plagiorchiida, Echinostomatidae.
AUGACCUCUUUGGGAAAAGGAUUCCCCAUGGUCGACCAGAAUGGAUCACGUGUUAUAUGGACUAUCGAGGCCCGUGAACCAGGCCUGCGGGCCAUUUGUGUUGAGUAUGCACAAGCCGCAGCAUUGUCAACCGCGUCUCGAACUGUCAAAUCUUGUGCUGCCAAUGUGGAUGGCACAGAUGAUGAUAAUUCGGACUAUCGCAUAUUCCGACAUGAAGAAGAUUGGGGCGAAGGUUUGGACGGUGUCCGACAAACAGUGCUUUGUCUUUUGGAUGUCGCGUCUGGUCAAGUUUCUCGUCUGAUUGAUGAGAAAAAGUUACCCGGCCUAGCUCUGUGCAAGCCCGUAUGGUGUCCGGGUCAAACCGGUGUCGUUUUUCUCGGCUCUCCUCUACGAGCCUAUUGUCUGGGCACGAAAUAUUGCAUGCAGAGACCAUGCCAAGUUUACCAUUUCGAUAUUGCUUCCGGUCAGCUGCGCACACUGAGCAGUCCCGAUAAGGCCGCUCGUUGUCCAUCAUUCAGUCCCGAUGGAAAAUGUCUUGUUUGGCUGGAAAGUAGAGUUGGUGGUCCGCAUCAGCAGUGCGACACCCUUCAGGUUCUUCGUUGGCCGGCAGAAAACGGAGCCUUGCCCCGGACUGUUGUACCUAUUAUGGACUACCCGGACGCGGAGUACGCAUUUCCUGGUAAUGAACUUUGUUUGUAUGGUGAUCUACCGGAACGAUGCUGGAGUUCGGAUAGUCGUUAUGUGGUCAUGUCCUCUAUUUGGGGGUUUCAAUCCGUGACGCUGCUUAUUAGAGUCGAUCCGGAGGCUAAAGAAUCCGGGACUGUCUCAACUACGGUGACUCCCUUACUCCCGGCCGAAGGAGCACUAGAAAUAACGGCACCCUAUUCGUUCAAUGUGUGGGUCAUAAUUUCGUCUUCUGGCGGACCGAACAAGACCAGUGCCCAAUUACGACUGUCUGGUGUCGAUCAAUAUCCGUUGGGUGCUGUUGUUCAUGAACAUGUUUCUUAUCAGACUGCUAGUUCCAUGUUGAUCUGUCCGCGAAUCAACUCGCAGAGUAAGGAGUUGGAGACAGUGGACCGUGUUCAGCUGGCCAUUACGACGGCUGCGCCAUUCGGACGAUGUCGUCGGGGCGAGGGUUUGUCGCAUCUGGUUGGAGGCUGGUCUACCCACUACAUGGCCGAACUACUGCAGGUGCUGAAUCACGAGUUACAAGCGCUCUCUUUGACAGAACCGCUCGAUCGACCUGAACGUGUUCGCGGCCUGAUUGUUUUCCCCCACGGCGGACCACAUGGUGCCUUCACGGCGUGUUGGUCUCCGUUGAUUGCUGGGUUUCUCGCUUCCGGUUUUGCUUGUCUACUAAUCAACUAUCGCGGUUCGCUCGGUUACGGUGAUCAGGCACUUCGCUCCAUCCUGGGACACAUAGGAAGGAACGAUGUUGAGGAUUGUGUUACGGCUACCAUGACAGCGAUGAACAAACUUCGCGAACUACUGGGUACAACUGUACCCGCUGUGCUGUUCGGCGGUUCACAUGGCGGUUUCCUUGUGCUUCAUCUCGCCGCUCGCUAUCCGUCUCUAUAUCGGGUGGCGGUAGCCCGGAAUCCGGUCACUCACCUGGUCUCAUUGGCCGAUACAAGUGACAUUCCUGACUGGACUUUUACCGAAGCAGGCUUGCUUCGUGGCCAUGAGGAGUGGCCGCUGUCUCAUAUCACCGAUUUGGACGACUUCAAACAGUUUAGUACCAUGUCUCCUUUGAAUCAACUCAAAUCGGAUUGGUCUGCUCCAUUGUUACUACUGCUUGGAGCCAAAGAUCGUCGGGUGCCGAUGAGUCAGGGUCUCACCUUCUAUCGAAAACUGAAAGCGUUGUGCCCCCACGUCCCAGCUGAAGCAAUAGUUCUUCCAAAUGAUGCGCAUCCCUUGGAAUCCCCGGUGGCCAGUGCGGUGUGCUUCACGUCUUCAGUCACGUGGUUCAUACAACAUUUGGAAUAA